Gracilinanus agilis (Agile Gracile Mouse Opossum) is the source of this 1505-nucleotide messenger RNA. RefSeq names its product complement C1q C chain (gene C1QC). NCBI's taxonomy places the organism in Eukaryota, Metazoa, Chordata, Mammalia, Didelphimorphia, Didelphidae. The transcript has 3 exons. Gene Ontology annotation, molecular function: protein binding. Bases 78 to 815 code for a protein of 245 amino acids. The record is from RefSeq and is a predicted model, not a curated record.
GCCACCCGGGCAUCACUUCUGUGAAAGGGCCUCUUAGAGCCUCACAGCUCCAUCCCAAGAGGCAACAUCGCCCCAGGAUGGACAUGAGGCCACCUCUGGGCCACAGCCUGAAUCAGCUCCUGUUCCUACUAGCCCUUCUGGGAGGAACCCAGGCUCAGGCAGCCUCCAGCUGCUAUGGGAUCCCUGGAAUGCCUGGGCUGCCUGGAAUACCAGGGAAAGAUGGGAGAGAUGGCCUGAAGGGGCCCAAGGGGGAACCAGGGAUACCAGCCAUUCCUGGGACACGUGGACCCAAGGGCCAGAAAGGAGACCCAGGACUCCCAGGUCACCCUGGGAAGAAUGGUCCCAUGGGGCCAGCUGGGCCCCCUGGAGAUCCAGGCUUCCAGGGUCCACCGGGACAGCCAGGAACACCUGGCAAAUAUAAACUGAAAUACCAGUCAGUAUUCUCAGUGACACGGAAGACCCAGGAGCACCCAGAAUCCAAUAGAUUGGUCAAGUUCAACACAGCCAUCACCAACCCUCAGGGGGACUAUAACUUGGCCACAGGCAAAUUCACCUGCAAGGUGUCAGGCCUCUAUUACUUUGUCUUCCACGCAUCCCAGACAGCCAACUUGUGCCUCUCCCUGUACCAGAGCGGCACGAAAAUGGCCACCUUCUGUGACCACUCAUCCAACAGGAAGCAGGUCACCUCAGGUGGGGUCCUGCUCCACGUGACAUCAGGCCAGGAGGUGUGGCUGGAGGUCAACGACUAUAAUGGCAUGGUGGGCACUGAGGGGUCUGACAAUGUCUUCUCUGGCUUCCUGCUCUUCCCAGACUAGGGACCUCAGGAGAAUUUGUCCAGUUGUAUCCACCUCCUCCAUCCGUUUCCAAGAAUAGGCCUUUAGGCUUUCCUUCCACCUUUGCUUGCCUCAUUCUCUUUCUCCUCCAAGUAGAAUGGAAGCUCCUUGAGGGCAAGGCUGUUUCAUUUUUUCACUUUGUAUCUCCAGAUCCCCAUGCCUAGUAGGAACUUCAUAAAUGCAUGUUGAUUGCCUGAAGGGUUCUCCUUCCUCCCUACCCUUCAGCCCUGAGUCCUUCAGGUCUCACUUGUCUCCGAAGCCUAUGUUCACUUGGCCAGCCUACAUCAAUCUCUCUCUCCUGUGCUCACCCAACAGUCUAUUCCCCUUAUAUGGCUCUGAGCAUAGCCUAGCCUAGGCUGUGGGUAACUGGUCACGUAUGCCUCUCUUGACUCCACAAUUAGGCUGUGAGCUUCUAGACGGCAGGGACCAUCAUCCCAGAACUCUUCAAUAUUUCUGCAAAACCUACCACAAUGUGCCUGUGCACACGGUAACGUUCAAUAGAUGUUGGUCAUGCCGAUGAUGCCUAGAAGCUCUGAGCCCUCUGGAAAGCCAUGCUGGAAUUUACUAAGGGUCCUCGAAUGUCGAGGAGAAUUAUUUGUAUGUUGGGUUCUUUUUCAGAAGAUGUCUUUGGAGGGGUUAUUUGUUUCUUCUGCCAUCAUUAAAGUUAUUAGU